AUGUCUACACAGCUGUCGAUUUGGGCUGUCAAUCUCACACAGCUCUCUCCUCCUCCUAUAGGAGGCCCCCCUGAUGUGGGGAAGAUGCUGGGCGGGGAGGAGAAGGAGGAGGACCCCGACGCAGACAAGAAGGAGGAGGAACGCCAGGAGGCGCUGAGGCAGCAGGAGGAGGAGAGGAAGGACAAGUACGCCAAGAUGGAGUUCGAGAGGGAAAACAUGAGGCAAGGCAUCAGGGACAAGUAUGGUAUUAAGAAGAGGGAGGUUGCCGAGGCGGAGGCGGCGGCGGCCAUGGAGGAGGCGACGGAGGGCAGUCUGACCCGGUCCAAGAAGGCGGUGCCGGCGGGCUGUGGCGACGAGGAGGAAGAGGAGCAGAGCAUUAUGGACACGGUGAUGAAGUACCUCCCCGGACCGCUGCAGGACAUGCUGAAGAAGUAGCAGGGCUAGCCCGAUGCUAACGUUAACUAGCUCAGCUAACAUGCGCCGGAGGUUGACAAUGUUGGAUCAAAAAACCCCGUCUGUCGACUCUGCUCGGUCGAAGACGAUAUGCGUUUGGUUUCUAUUCACGCUCAAAAAAAAAGGGUUGUAGCUGCCAUUUUUGUGUUUUCGUUUUUCGGGAAAAACCAAAAAAGAGAAAAAGAGAAAUAUCUAGGUCUUGCCAUACGUCAAGAAGUAAAUUCAUUCCAUUUGAGCCAACAGUGUAAACCGCGGCUAACCUGCCACAUUUAGCUAAACCGGCGCUAGGCUUGGCAGCCGUUAGCACGGCGGAUGCUAAUGUUAGCUUAGCUAUGCUAAUGUUGCGAAGGAGGCCAUGGAGCAGGGGGAGGGGAGGCGGGGGGGAGGGGAGGGGGGAGUGGGCUAACGACAACACUAGGUUGAGUCUCCUUCUAGUUUGAGAAGUUUUAGAUCUUUAGUUCUCCUUCUUCUCCUGCCGCCCAGAAGCACCACCACCCCGCCCGGCUCAGCCAUCGUUAUUUGUAUAUAAAUAAUAAAAAAAUACAUGAAACAAGCGCCUCGCGGCGGGCUACAGAUCCUAUAAUAACCAUACUAACUGUGUUUGUCUCUAAGAUAACGAUAUCUGUAAACUCGAUAAGCCAUAUUUUAAGAAGGAAAUUUGAAGACUCUUAUCGUGUGCUACUUAAGCUAAACAAUCUCUUUUGUUGUUCUUCCAUGUUGGAUAUUUAUGUCAAACCUUUUGCACAUACAUAGUGAGUGUUAGACAUCAUCUCUCCUGUCGAUCCCAUCCCUGUCCCACAUGUAUUUGGUGUUAGUGUAAACUUUUCUAAUCCCCCCCCUUGUUGCGCCUGUUAGCGUCUUGCAUGACACCUGUCUUGUCGGAAAAAUUGUCGUGUGGAUAUGUACUCCCUCCUCCCCCUUCUCUUCUUGUCACGCAAAGAUAUUAAGGCAAUAACUCUUGAUUUUGAAUGUUGUUUCACUCUCAUGUUGAUAAUUAUGUAACAGUAAGUAAUACCAAUAUAUUUAAAAUAUGUAUGCAUUCAGGACUUUUGAUUUGACUGGUUUUGCAGGGGCUUUCUGUUGGGGUAACCGUGUAUAGAAACCCCACACCACACUGCUAAAGCCUUACGCUUUUGCCAUAAAGAAUCCAAAAGUAAACACGAUGUUUUAAUAAUCGUAGUAAUUAUUUCGCACAUAUUGACAGGCACAACAUUGACCUGGAUUAAAAAAGCGUACAAUUUUGCGACGUUUUAAUUGGGUUUGAAAAUUGCUAAAUCACAAAUAAUCCAAAUGGAGAAAGUAUUUUCAUUUGGUGAUUGAUAUAUAACUAUAUUAUAUUACUGACCAAACAAAACUUUGGACUGUUUGAAAAGAAUGUGUUAAAAAAUAAAAGCAAUGCUUGCUUCUGUGUCUUCGGUUGAAUGUGGGUCUACGCCACAGUUGAGAUGGACGGAAUGCCAAGAGCAAUAAAGGAUUAAUAUGUCUGCCUGAGGUUCAAUAAAACCUUCAAAACUUGUUCACAAAACAA
Messenger RNA from Gadus macrocephalus (Pacific cod), 1981 nucleotides. Its product is annotated as complexin-1-like. The transcript is spliced from 3 exons. Gene Ontology annotation, molecular function: syntaxin binding. Lineage: Eukaryota; Metazoa; Chordata; Actinopteri; Gadiformes; Gadidae. Gene Ontology annotation, biological process: regulation of neurotransmitter secretion; neurotransmitter transport; synaptic vesicle exocytosis. Gene Ontology annotation, cellular component: terminal bouton; SNARE complex. The record is from RefSeq and is a predicted model, not a curated record. The coding region runs from base 1 to 435 and encodes 144 amino acids.